AUGGAAAACGAACAUGCGUCAUCGACAGAAAUUUCAACAGAUUGUUCAAGCAAUACCGACAGUAUUCAAAAUAUCGAUAAUCAGUGCAAAGAAUCAUUGCAUGAAGAACAGGGGAAGGAAGAACAAAGGGACACCGAUUUAACAUUGGAUUUAAGAAAUGUGCUGCCAAACUAUGAUCCUACUUCUGAAAAUGAUGAUUCGUUAGACAAAUUAUCAGCUGUUCUUGAACAGCCAGAAGAUUCGUCGAUGAUUUUAGAGGGUGCACAGUCAGUAGAAGAUGAUCAAGACGAUAAAGAUUUAAACUGUAUUCUUCGAGAACGCAUAGAGUCGCUCAGUGAAGUAAUGAGAAAUUUAAAGGAGGAACUGGGAAGGGAAAUAGAUCUUUGGAAGAAGGAAAGAGAAGAGUUACAAUUCUUACGCGAAAAAGAUGAUGUAUUGGCCCUGGAAGAAGCAACUGCAGCUGCACGUGCAGCUGCGGCAGCAUAUGCUGCGGAAUCACCGUUAUCUAACAAUUUGGGAGAUGUUUUAGAUAUCACCUCUGAGGAUACGUUUAGGGAAUUGACUAUACUUGAAUAUGAGAAAAGAUUGGCCAAGUAUCAAGACGAGUACUCGUUUAAUCAAGCGGAGAAACGUUAUAACGCUCGAUGGAAAAUGGUUGCAAAUGCCUACGAACAGAAAUUGAUGGAAGUCGAACGACUUUGCAAGGAGGAACUAGAGAAGGUCCAAGAAAACGUGAACCAUUUGCAGCCAUUAAAAGAAAUGGUUUCACAAUGGUAUUUUGACGAUGAAAAUCACGGUGACUCGAUUAAAAAAAUUAAUUUUGUUACAAAUGUGCAAAAGCUUAAUACUAUUAACGAAGAUCUUAUGCGCAGUCGUCACAAAUUUCAAAAGAUCGACGCAGAAGUCAAUAUGGCGCCAGAAAUAUUUGUUGCUCGAUUUAAAUCUGACGAUUUAACAAAAGGUGACAAAUUUUAA
This is a messenger RNA of Eufriesea mexicana, 975 nucleotides long. RefSeq lists its product as uncharacterized. Bases 1 to 975 code for a protein of 324 amino acids. The record is from RefSeq and is a predicted model, not a curated record. The transcript has 3 exons. Lineage: Eukaryota; Metazoa; Arthropoda; Insecta; Hymenoptera; Apidae.